GAAUCUUGCGAAAAGACCUUCUCACGACGAUCAGAUCUUGCACGACACAACCGUAUCCACACUGGAGAACGCCCUUAUCCCUGUCUUCACCCAGGCUGUGGCAAGAGCUUCUUACAGAGGUCUGCUCUGACCGUGCAUUCCCGUGUGCACAGUGGAGAGAGGCCCCAUGAGUGUGAACACGCUGGCUGUGGGAAGAAGUUCUCCGAUUCCUCCUCGCUGGCCCGCCAUCGAAGGACUCACUCUGGCAAGAGGCCGUACGUCUGCGAGUACCAAGGAUGUGGUAAGCAGUUC
This is a messenger RNA of Microstroma glucosiphilum, 291 nucleotides long. RefSeq lists its product as hypothetical. Gene Ontology annotation, cellular component: PcG protein complex; transcription regulator complex. The annotation marks the transcript as partial. The transcript has a single exon. Gene Ontology annotation, biological process: regulation of transcription by RNA polymerase II. Gene Ontology annotation, molecular function: DNA-binding transcription factor activity, RNA polymerase II-specific; RNA polymerase II cis-regulatory region sequence-specific DNA binding. Lineage: Eukaryota; Fungi; Basidiomycota; Exobasidiomycetes; Microstromatales; Microstromataceae. The record is from RefSeq and is a predicted model, not a curated record.